Ochlerotatus camptorhynchus is the source of this 1326-nucleotide messenger RNA. RefSeq lists its product as uncharacterized. The record is from RefSeq and is a predicted model, not a curated record. NCBI's taxonomy places the organism in Eukaryota, Metazoa, Arthropoda, Insecta, Diptera, Culicidae. The transcript has 2 exons. The coding region runs from base 1 to 1326 and encodes 441 amino acids.
AUGUUUCACCAGCUCCUGAUUCGUUGCGAAGAUCGUCAAAGUCAGCUUUUCCUGUGGUAUGACAGUCCGUCUGGCGAAAUCCACGUCUAUGUCAUGGACGUAGCGACGUUUGGGUCGACAUGCUCACCGUGCUCUUCCCAAUACGUCAAGAAUCUGAAUGCAGAAGAAUGGAAGUGCGAGUUCCCGGAAGCUGUAGAUGCGAUCGUACAUAACCACUACGUGGACGAUUAUAUCGACAGCAGGGAUUUUGUAGAGGAAGCGACGAGUAUUACAACAGCAGUAAAAGAGGUCCAUGCGAAAGCCGGAUUUGAAAUCCGUAAUUGGCUAUCGAACUCGGAUGAGGUUGUGCGACGGGUCGGGGACGGCAGCGUUGCAGAUCUUGACAGGGUUGUUCCAACGAAGCGCGAAGUCUUGAGGGUUGUAAUGAGUCUUUUUGAUCCUCAUGGCAUAGUGGCCGCUUUCGUAGUACACGGAAAGUGUAUCAUCCAGGACAUCUGGAGGUCCAAUGUGGAAGUACUGAAAGAGCUGGAUCAAGUCACUAUCCCUCGCUGCUACUUCCCAAACUAUUCACCGAACAGCUUGGACACACUUGAAUUGCAUGUGUUUGUUGAUGCAAGUGAGGAAGCGUACGCCUGUGUUGCUUACUUUCGCAUCAUCGAUCGUGGUCAGGUCCGCUGUGCACUUGUAUCUGCAAAAUCGAAGGUCGCUCCACUAAAACCACUGUCAAUCCCGCGGUUGGAACUGCAGGCAGCGGUCAUAGGAAGCAGAUUGGUGAAGUCAAUUGAGGAAAACCACACGCUGCCGAUUCGUCGUAGAGUAAUCUGGAGCGAUUCAAGCACGGUGUUAUCGUGGAUACAGUUGGACCAGCGCAAAUACCGUCAGUAUGUGGCGGUCAGAAUCAGUGAAAUCCUAGAUGUGACCAAUAUAGAGGAAUGGCGUUGGGUGCCAACGCGCCUUAACGUAGCGGAUGAAGCAACGAAGUGGAUGAAAGAACCCAGCUUCCAUGCGGAUUGUAGGUGGUUUGUCGGACCUGAGUUUUUGUACCAGGAGGAGUCGGCGUGGCCAAAAAGGAUUCUGCCAACAAAGGACACUGCUGAGGAGAUACGCCCGAUACAUGCCCAUCAUCGGAAAAUUCCUGAACCUCUGAUAAACUACAGCAGGUAUUCCAAGUGGGAAAGAUUAUUGAGAGCCACAGCAUUCCUUCUGCGGUGUGUAAAUAACUGCAGAAGCAAAAUCAACGGAGAUCCUGUCGAACUCAACCCCAUUUUGUCUCAACGGAAGCUGCAGAAUGCCGAGGAGUUUCUUUGGCGUGCCGUGCAGAUGUAG